CUGCAUCACAGAGAGAACUGGAGCCGCCUCAUCCUGCCUUCUCCCACGGUCUGCUCAAAGCUGAGGAAAUAACUGCUUGACAAAAUGUGCAAAGGAUUAGCUGCCUUGCCACACACAUGUCUGGAGAGAGCAAAGGAGAUCAAGACCAAGUUGGGCACACUUCUCCAGAAGCCUGACUCGGCUAUUGACCUGAUCAUCCCAUACCCAGAGAAGCCGGAGAAGCCAGCCAAGACCCAGAAGACCUCGCCAGAUGAGGCUUUGCAGUGGUGUGAGUCCCUGGAGAAGCUCCUGCAAAAUUCUUAUGGGCUUGCCAGCUUCAGGAGCUUCCUUAGAUCUGAGUUCAGUGAGGAGAACAUUGAGUUUUGGAUUGCCUGUGAAGAAUACAAGAAAAUCAAGUCCCCCACCAAGAUGGCUGAGAAGGCCAAGAAAAUUUAUGAGGAGUUCAUCCAGACGGAGGCACCUAAAGAGGUGAAUAUCGACCACUGCACCAAAGCUGUGACCAUGAAGAACUUGGUGGAGCCAUCAGUGAGCAGCUUCAAUGAGGCUCAGAAGAGGAUCUUUGCCCUGAUGGAGAAGGACUCCCUCCCCAGAUUUGUGCGGUCAGGGUUUUAUCAAGAGUUAAUCAAGUAGCAAUGUAGCAAGCCUGUGCACUGCAUCCCCUGCUAGGCACUCAUUGUGAGCCAUGCCUCUUUCCAAAUCUCACCUUUAGUCUGUAGCUGCUUUGCCUUAAAGAUACCAAACUGAGAAAGCACUCAACUGCAUUUCUAAACUCCUUCCACAUUGCUUUGGACUCUCUCCUAUGUGCCAAGUGUCUCCUUUUCUACAGUCUCUUUCCCUGCUCCCUUCCCAAGAUCCCUGUUAUGAAAAAGCCCUAGUGAUUUUAUCCAUUGGUCUUAGACUGCA
Mauremys reevesii (Reeves's turtle) is the source of this 903-nucleotide messenger RNA. RefSeq names its product regulator of G-protein signaling 5. NCBI's taxonomy places the organism in Eukaryota, Metazoa, Chordata, Testudines, Geoemydidae. The record is from RefSeq and is a predicted model, not a curated record. The transcript is spliced from 5 exons. Bases 85 to 630 code for a protein of 181 amino acids.